CUCUGAGGCACAAAACAUAUAAAGCUUGAGGUUAUUAGCCGCUCGCGCAGAUUUGUUUCAAUUUCAAAUAUCAAUGUCAGACGUCAACAGUAAGAGUUAAAACUACAGUGAAAAUUUUUUGUGAUUACAAUUUACCGGCAUUAACAAUAAUUAAACAUAACUUGUAAGUUCCUCACGAAGAAGUUUUUAUUAAAGGUCAAAUUAUACAACGUAUUUCCGAAGAUAACCUUGUUAUGAUGUCAUCAUCAAUAAUAGACCCCAUUUAAAAAUAUGCAACUGUCUGGUUAAACAUUCAGUUUAGUUUAUAGAUAAAUAAAUGAAGUAGAGAUGGUUUUUGAAAGCACUUUAUCUGCUGUUUUAAAUAAGUUUUUGGGAGAUUUUGUGGAAAAUUUAGAUGCAAAACAGCUGUCUGUUGGAAUAUGGGGAGGUGAUGUGGAAUUAAGAAAUUUGAUAAUAAAGCCUUCUGCUUUAGAUGAACUGGAUUUACCUAUACAGACAGUAUAUGGAUCUAUAGGCAAACUUUUACUAAAAAUACCUUGGAAAAGUUUGUAUACUUCUCCAUGGGUGAUAGAGGUGGACAAUAUUCUACUUCUGGCAGCACCAAACCAGCAAGUUAAAUAUGAUCCAGUUAAAGAAGAAAAAAACAAAUUUGAUGCAAAGAAAAAAGAAUUAGAAAAUAUUGAAGUAGCAAAAAAGGCUGAAGCGGAAAAAGGUAAGCCAAAACCAGAUGCUACUUUUAUAGAAAAACUGAUUACCACCAUCAUAAAAAAUGUUCAGUUGAAAGUAACAAACAUCCACAUCAGAUAUGAAGACAAAGUUACCAAUCCGGAUGUGCCCUUCGCAUGUGGGUUGUCACUACAUACUUUACUUAUUGAAAGCACAGAUGCUAACUGGCAAAAAGCUAUUGCUAGUGAUACGGUGAAAAUAUACAAGAUUGUUGGUUUAGAAGCUUUAGCCGUGUAUUGGAAUUGCAAUUCUAAAAUAUAUGGAGAUGAGAGUACAGUUUCGAUGACAACAUUUUUGAAGCAAUCCAUUUCUUCCAAAGAUAAUACACUUGCUAACUUUGAAUAUGUUCUGGGUCCAAUCAACGCAUCUGCCAGACUACGGAUGAAUCAAAAACCGGAAAGUGACAGCCCAGAAUAUUCCAUCCCUAAAAUCCAGCUAAACCUGGAUAUGGGAAAACUAUUCAUUGGAAUAAGCAAAUUCCAGUACCGUGAUAUAAUUGCGUUGACCGAUUCUUUGGGCUGGAUGAACAGGGGUGUCCCUUACCGCAAAUACAGACCUAACCUUUCGGAAUAUAGGGGGCACUAUAAGGAAUGGUGGCAUUUUGCUUAUAAGUGUGUCUUAGAGGAAGAGGUUAGACGAAGGAGAAGAAAUUGGAACUGGGAGAACAUUCUCGGCUAUCGGAAUAAGUGCCGUCAGUACAGCGGCUUGUAUAAGAAACAACUGAAGAAAGCGAUUAAAGGAGAUGAGAAGCAAGAAAUAGAAAAUUGCGAAAAAAUUUUAGAUGUAACCAGCAUCGUUAUAAUACGACAGCAGAUCGAAAUCGAGUUACAGCGUUUGCAACAGAUUGAAGCCAAACAGGAUAAGGGUUGGUUCGGAUGGAUUUGGAAAGGAUCGUCCAGUCAACAGGAUGAGGAUAGCACCAGUGCUGUUUUGCUAAAACAAUUCCAAAGUGAAAUGACACCCGCAGAAAAAGAAACAAUGUACAAAGCCAUCGGCUAUCAAGAGAACGCCGCCCCAACUACGAUUCCCAAAACUUUCAUUGCAUAUUCCGGUGCUUUUAUACUAAGGAACCUCGAGAUAGAAUUAAGAGAUGACGACCAGCAAAUUAAGAGAGUCCUCUUCUGUAAUUUAAGCGGCGUGGGGAUAAAAUUGGAGCACAGACCAGCGGCAAAUGCUAUCAAGGCAGAUGUAAAGAUAGACAACUUCACAAUUGAGGGUCUUCAGCAAGAUAAUUUUAUACCACAAUUAAUUACCUCUGAAAUCGACAGCAAAGGUGGCCUUUUAGAAAUUGCCUUCGAGACAAAUCCAUUGGAUGAAAUAUGUGAUCAGAAGAUCCGCCUCGUUGCGAACCCUGUAAAAAUAUUUUAUGAUGCCAUGACUAUUAACAAGGUCAUCGAUAUUUUCAAAGUACCUUCCGACACUGUCGCGGACCAGAUACAGGCAGCCGCUGGCAGUGGCCUCUCGAACGUGAAGCAAAUGACCUCUACCGGUCUACAAUUUACCAUAGAAAAACGCAAUCGUCUAGAUCUAUACGUAGACCUGCAAGCGCCUUAUGUAAUAAUCCCGCACGGGGGCAAAUAUACCGGUGUAGAAAACGUCUUAGUAGCUAAUUUGGGUCGCCUCAAGAUGUUGUCUUCCGGCCAACGCACUAACAUCAACAUCGUGAAGCAGAUGUACCAGCAGGGCCUGGGACACGAGGACAUAUUCUUGCGUCUAAAGGAGCACUGCUAUGACUCUUUCGUACUUGAAUUGACGGACUUGCAGAUUUUGAUAGCGCAAGGCGAUGAGGACUGGAGGACUGCCGUUAAGGAAUCGGAGCAUUCCGCCAUGCACUUGCUCAGUCCGCUGACGUUGUCCGUUACCUAUUCUAAGUGUUUAAUCAUGGACGAUCCCAGAUUUCCACAGAACAAGAUAACCGGUGAAUUGCCCUCCAUCGAUGUUAGGGUUUCCGAGGCUAGAUUCUUGCUAUUGGUGGCCUUGGGAACGAGCAUUCCUUUGCCUGAAAGCGAUGUACCAGAACCGCAACCGUUGUCGAAAUCGAAGAAAAGCUCCAGUAUGAUGUUACUGAAAUAUAAAGAGUUACAACAAAGUGCAAAACAGACAAAGGAUUUAUUGCCCGCACAAAGUGCAGAAUCAGAUAAGGAAUUUGUCCAAUUUACAACAAUGGAAGCCAAAUUUGUAAUGGCAGAAAUGUCUGUUGUCAUCAACCAGCAGUCUGCAAUUGGCUCCCAAAUAUCUGAGUUGGCUUCGUUUAAGGUUAAGAACUUGGAGUGUUCUUUGGGUCAGCAAACGUUUGUUACAAACGUACAACUAGUGUUGUCCAGUAUCAGUUUGGAACAAAAUCGUUCUGGAGAAAUAAUCAGCAUUAUUAGUACCCCCCGUACGGGUAAAGGUAGUGAGUACCUGUUCAAGGUUGAAUUUACCCAGAUCGAUACAAAUUCUCCCGAACUACAUUCUAAAUACCAAUCAUGCGAAACGAGCUUGAUCCUAGAUUUUGGAGUUCUGAAUAUUACACUCCACCAAGAAGGCCUUCUGUCUCUGAUCGAAUUUAAGACGUUGCUCCUAGAUCAGAUCUCCCACCUAACAGACGAUCAGCAAAAAGACAGAAUCGCUACGAUUCGGUCAAAAAGGCAACAAUUCGUUAUCAGCGAAGGUGCUGAGACUGUUCAAAAAACUGUUGCAAAACCUAAAAAAAAGUUGCAGGCGGUAGUGGUCGAAACCAUAAAAUUCAAAUUGUUGGCGGAAUUGCAAGAAGUCUCCGUGAAAUUUGCAAACGAUCGAAGUAACAUCUCGUCUUGUGCCAUAAAGGGAAUCGUAUCUGACAUUAUUGUGAAGGAUACUUACACACAAGUUAACGCCAAUUUGCAAGAGAUCAGUGUCAUUGAUUUAAACCCCGAUUCGCUACACAAAUUGAUCAUUUCAGGCACUGAAGGUGUAGCCCUGAAGGCACAAAUAGUAAUAAACAACUUGGAAGGAGAAUCCAAAAAACCUGAUAUGGAAAUAUCCGCCAAAUUGGGUGGAUUGAGGAUUGUCUUCUUAAACUGUUUCGUCUCUAAUAUGUUGAACUUCCUGAAUAGGUUCCAAGAAGCGCAGCGGCAGAUAAUCGAGGCAUCACAAGCCGCCGCUAAGCAAGCCAGAGAAAAUGUGAAAAAUGCAUACGAUAAGGCUACAAAAAUCUCUCUCGACAUUAAACUCAAAGCUCCGGACAUCGUAGUGCCGGUGGCCUGUAAAAGCUUCCAGGCUCUAAUCCUGGACCUUGGUGUCUUAUAUCUUUCAAACACAUUCUUAACUUUGGAAACAAAAAACGCCGAAGGUUUCUCCGCAGUAAUCGACGAAUUGAAAGUCAGUCUCUCUCAGUUCCAACUGUUGAGGGUCAAAUUGGAUCAGAAAGGUGAAAAAAUCAAAAGUGAAGAAUUGAUAGCACCCAUUAAUAUCGAUAUCAUCAUUAGACGCAAUUUGUCCGCUUCUUGGUUUAAUGCGGUACCAGACAUCUACAUAUCGGGCAAAAUUAAGAUCAUCAAGCUCCUCUUAAGUCAAGGUGACUACAAGAUGAUUAUGGGUAUCUUAAACGGGAACUUAGCUGAAGGACAAGUGGAGACGGUUGAAGUCAAACAAUCAAAGCCCGCCGCUGUUAAGGGAUUUGAAGAGCAUGUGGUACACGUUGAAGUUGGAUCUGUGUGCGAAAGACACAUUCAUAUAGAGGUGAAGGUUAACGUGUUUUUGAAGUUUACCUUCAGCAUGGACGAGCUAAUCCUUAACUUGUACACUGGGAGCGAUUCUGAGGUUGAAGAAAAUAUAUCGUCCCAUUCCGAAGACACACACUUGGCAAAGUUUUCGAUAGAAGGCCUGUCGAUUAAAGGGAGAAUCCUCAGUGAUCAGUCCAUCGUAACAUCUGUGGUAAUCGUGAAUUGUCUCUUAGAUGACAUGCGGAAGGGACGGGGGGAUAAAUUAAACAGGCUUAUAGAAAGGUCCCACACUAAUCAAGAAGCUGGUGAUAGUACCUUCUCGUCAACUGAAUCAGUGGCCCCUCCAAAGAGUAUGAUCGACGUGACUUACCAGCAGAAGGAGAGUGAUAUGUUUGUUGACGUUAGGAUUUUCAGUUUCACCAUCAUACUCUCAGUGGACUACCUCAUGAAACUUGCUGAAUUCUUCAGCACUGCCGGUACUAAAAAGCCCGCUAUAACCACUGAAAAUAAACAGUCCCAAACCAAACUCGAAGAAUCGAAACAAUCACUACCUGAAAAGCAGCCAGAAAAAGAAUCCCAGAUGACUAUAAAUUUGAAGUUGGAGAAGCCGGAUAUCAUUCUUGUGGAACACAUGGACAACAUAGAUACAAACGCAAUGAUUUUAAAUAGUGAAAUUUUGGUAAAAUUGCGUUUUGCUGGCCCCCAUCAAGUGAUAAACGGAAUUAUCAAAGAUUUUCAACUCUACACAUGCAAUUAUAAUCCAGCACAUCGUGAAGAAACCAGGGGCAAUGUUCUCUAUCCCGUGAACAUCAGCAUUGCCGGUUCAACUCCUCAGGACAAAGGUUUACACCUUGAGCUUCUAAUCACCGCCAUCCGAUUGAGUGUUUCGCCUGCCACGAUCGAACUUUUAAACAGGGUUAUGGUGACCAUGACUAGCUCGGGAACCUCUAUGGACGAAAACGCCAAAGAACAGGUCAAUCACCCCAACCUCUGGGAACAAAAAGAAUUUGCAGAUUCUGACUAUUGGUUCUUGAAAACAGAAAAUGCCUUGGAGGCUUUAGAAUAUCCAUCCGCGGAAGGCGGGAGGAUUAAAAAGAAGAAUGCUUUGCAAGAACUGUGUAUUAUCACUGUACCCUCCAUUGUUUUUACUAUCGAGGCGGGUGUGGGAAACAAGACCCUUCCGAUGUUGAUACUUGAGACUGGUUUUCAGGGAGCCGCUCGAAACUGGAGUUCGCAAUUAAGCCUUGAAGCGAGCUUAACCAUGCAAAUGGGGUACUACAACAGCAGUUUGGCUUUGUGGGAACCACUCAUCGAACCUGUAGAAGUAGAAGAAGAUGGUAAAAUGCAUUUUGUGCCUUGGGAACUGAAAGUGGAGUUGUCUAUGGGCGAACAGGACGACACUCUCAACGCCACCAGCCCUACGACGUCGGAAUCAGACGGUGAUUCUCUGCCCUCGCCGGUGAUGAGUAUCGACGUGGUUUCCGAACACGUCCUUGAAAUGACCGUCACGAAAACCUGUCUGGAGGUGCUUCAAAACCUGAGCAAAGCCUUCGCGACCGCUAUCGGAACCACAAGUGUAAAGCAUAUUCGCGAGACGAGCGCCCCUUACCAGGUGCUGAACGAGCUUGGAGAAGAUGUGACCAUAUUGAUGGAGGAGAGCUCCUUUAAAAUCGCAGAGGGUGGAUCUUUGGAAGAUAUAAAUAAGUCUGCGGCGGUGCCUUUACAACUGAAGGGGGAUGCUCCCGCUAACGCCUUGUUGCAUCUCAGCAAGGAACUUUUGGUGCAACAGCAGGAGCAGGACAAAUUUUUGCAUAUUAAGAUCCCCAGCAAGAACUGCGUACUCGUCUUACCAGUUGGCAGGGCGGACAAAAGAUUCUUCUCAUUAAACUACCGCGGAGACGGUCACGAUAACUGGGGCAUAAUAUCUGAUAUUAAAGUGGACAAAGGUUCCACCAUAGUAACUCUUCGCAGCGUUUUACAAGUUUACAACCACUUUUGUGUCCCCAUCGACGUGUACUACAUGACCGCUAAAGGUAACGAGCUAGAGCUCAUCGGUGCUGCACAACCGGGCGGUUAUCUGAAUAUACCUCUGAAAGCCGUCUACACCCCAACAAACGAACUGUUCUUUGCCAUAUCAGGACAUUCCAUAACAUCGACUCCUUACAUUUGGAAGGACUUGCAGACGAGUGUGUCAUUUGUCAAGCUGUUGCAGUGCUCUAAUAGGGAUUUUAAUAAAGGAAAGGGUCCUUUCAUUAUUAAAUGCAUAGGGAAGAUGGAGCAGGUGUAUUUCGAGGACACCGUACGACACACCAUGACCAGUACUUGUUACAACAUCCAUCUGAGACCUUCGGUGAUUUUCAAGAACUUUUUACCCAUUGACGUUGUUUGUUGUGUCGAUGAGCAAGCGGAUGAGUUUGAGGUUAAAGCAGGUGACACGCUUCAAUUGCCGAACAUCGAUCCUGGAAGGAACGUGCUUGUUAUAAGACUUCCUGAAUAUUUGGAGAAAGAAUGGUCCUGCCGGUAUGAAAUCUCAGAGGAACCUGAAGAAUUCGCAGUUUGGACAUUUGACAGCUACGACAGCCCGACAAAAAUGUCUCUAGAUCUCGGAAUGCACACGUUGAAUAAAAAUGGAUCAUUUAUUAUGUCCCUGUACUGCCCGUUCUGGAUGUUGAACAAGACCGGUCUUAUGAUCGGAUACAGGAAGUCUAAAAAGACUGCGAAACAUGAGGCUGUUGGCAGUCCCGCAAAGGAUUCCGAUGAAAACUUAAAUGUUUUGCACCACCCGCCGCAUUUCAUGGGGCCUAUUCUCUUCUCGUUUAAUGCGAAACAUUUCUUUGGCAAAAAGAAGGCUACGAUACGUGUCGAAUUGGGAGACUGGUCCGACAAGUUCUCCCUGGACGUGGCCGGGUCCUCGGGUGUCAUAAGUUGUAAAGCCAACGACAGACUUUACCAGAUUGGUGUGCACAUCCAGUUGACGUAUAAUAACUUAACGAAACAGGUAACAUUCACCCCGUACUACGUUAUCAUUAAUAAUGCUCCGUAUGCCAUCGAAUGUCAAGAAAACGACAGGCCGGCGGAUCAUUGGCUAGCGGUCGAGCCGAAAUCCUGUUCGCCUCUGUGGCCUAGAAGUGACAUGGAAGACAAGUUACUGCGUCUGCGGGUCGAGGGGACUACCGAAAACUCUGCGCCUUUCUUGUACACCGAAAGCCACAACACUUUGCUACGGUUGAACAAUAAGUACGGUGGUGUAAAUGUCGAUAUACAGAUAACAGAGGGAGCUAUCUACAUAAAUUUGGUGCCGUACGAGCACGGAUCUGCUCCUGCGCUUCUUAUCAAUCACACUGACAGCCCCAUCACUUUCUGGGAGAAGGAAUCGGUGCAGAAGAGAAUCUUGGGCUCAAAACACUCCCUCCUAUAUACCUGGGAAAACCCAUCUGGUCCCAGACUGAUAGUAUGGGACAAAGGCAACAACAAAGAGUUAGUAGAGGAUCUCAGAAAAGACGCUUGUGGCGAAUACAGUCCCACACGCGACAAGAAGAUAUAUUGGGCCUCUUUCUUGGACGGAAUGCAGAGGGUCUUGUUGUUUACUGAGGUUAAGAUGAUCGCUGAAAGCGCCGAGGCCAGUAAUCUACUCGAAAUCAUCCAGCAAGAAAUAAAUGUAUCGAUACAUGGAAUAGGAUUGUCUCUGAUUAACAACUUGACCAGGCAGGAGAUCAUGUAUCUUGGAAUCGCUAGUUCAGGUAUUAUCUGGGAGUCAUGUAAAAUGAAUGGUAGGAGAUAUAAAAGCCUCAAUCAAAAGUUAUCCAUGCUCUUGGAAAAUGCCUACCAGCAAUACCUGCUUAAACAAAUUGCCGAACCCGACGAAGAUAACAAUAUAGUGACUCUCGAUGGAAAGAUUGUAGUUGACUUCAAAUCCAAUCUUAUGCUGAAGCCUAGCAAGAAGAAGAUGAGGAGGACAUUUGAAACGGGCCUGUGGCUGCAGAUGAAGAGCAGUCCCAACCAAAUGCACAUUCAUGCGAAGAUCAACAGGUUGCAGAUCGACAACCAGAUAUUUGACUGCAUAUUCCCAAUAGUCCUUGCCCCAGUGCCUCCACCAAAGAGUGUAGCGGUUGAUAGUGGCAUCAAACCAUUUGUAGAAGUUAGUAUCGUACAACUAUUAAUGAAAAACAGUCAGAUCAAACAGUUUAAGUACUUCAAAGUACUGGUUCAAGAAUUUCAUAUAAAGGUGGAUCUUGGGUUCAUAAAUGCUAUUGUUGAAUUGCUUCAAGAAUCUGAACAGUCUGACGAGGAAGAGAAAAAACACUUCUUGACGGACAUGCACCUGGUGGACGAAGGCCUGUACAGCCACGUUUCAGGCGAAUCCAUCAGAGAACAAAAGAGUUUCUAUGACUUACUCCACUUCUCCCCCCUCAAAAUCCACAUCAGUUUCUCGAUGGCCGCCGGGUCGUCACCCACUGGACAGAACGUAUCUACGCCUAACUUCCUAAAAAUUAUUCUGCAAGGCAUCGGAGUGACACUGACAGAUCUUCAAGACGUUGUUUUUAAAUUGGCGUUUUUCGAAAGAACUUUCACUUUCCUCACACAGAAACAACUGACCAGCGAAGUGACCAGUCAUUAUAUAGGACAAUCGGUGAAACAACUUUAUGUGUUGGUCUUAGGAUUAGACGUUAUCGGAAAUCCUUAUGGCCUUGUUCUGGGUAUCACGAAAGGUGUUGAGGAUUUGUUUUAUGAACCAUUCCAGGGUGCCAUUCAAGGGCCCGGCGAAUUUGCUGAAGGUUUAGCUUUGGGUGUGAGAAGUCUGUUCGGUCACACCGUAGGAGGUGCUGCAGGAGCUGUAUCUCGUAUAACCGGUGCCAUGGGUAAAGGAAUUGCUGUUUUGACCUUCGAUGAAGAGUACCAAAGGAAGAGAAGAGACCAGCUGAAUAAGAAACCGGCCACUGUAACGGAAGGAUUUGCUAGAAGUGGAAAAGGUUUAGUUAUGGGUGUAGUUUCCGGUGUGACUGGCGUUGUUACGAAACCAGUCUCGGGGGCUCGGGAGCAAGGUGUCGAAGGAUUUUUCAAAGGCCUAGGCAAGGGAGCUGUUGGACUAGUUGCCCGUCCCGUGGCUGGUGUCGUAGAUUUCGCUAGUGGCUCUCUAGAUGCAGUAAAAAGGUGUGCUGAAAGCGGGGAAGAAAUCUGCAAGUUGCGACCCGCGAGGUUCAUACCUGCUGACGGUUUAGUCAGGCCUUUCAACAGUAAGGAGGCCAUGGGACAUAAACUGUUGAUGGAGCUAUCCAAGGGAAAAUACGCUCGGACGGACAUCUAUGCUGCCCAUUAUGUGAUGAUAGAAGAGAAGGAAGUGUUGCUGCUUACGGAUAAACGCAUAGCUUACAUAUGUCACAACGAUAUAUUUGGAGGCUGGCAGAUCGAAUGGGCAUAUACUUGGGAUGAGCUUCCACAAGCACCAAAAGUUGUGCCUAAAGGAGUCCUAAUAACUACCUCUGAGAAGAAAAAGAGACUUUUCGGUUCCAGCGAUGCCACAAAGACACUUUUAAUAGGGGAUCCUGCCGAAAAAGAGGAGAUAUGCUUAAAGAUUGAAUCUUUGAGAGGCAAUUAAAUGUACCGCUUAGCUUUAAUACAUCUCCUACAUGAAAUUAUAAUUUAUAUUCUUUAUAAACUGUUGAAAGUCUACUGAAAGUAUUUAUUAUAUGAAUAAUGUAAGCUAGUCAUAUUUCUAAUAAUAGUAACGUAUUUUUUUAAUUGACUGCACUUCAUUUUUUUAUCAGUAACAUUUUUAUGAGUAGGGCUCCAACUUAGAGACAAUUUAUUUUUCGUAGGUUUCAUUCAAACGUACAAAUUGAAUAGACGGACUAGUCUGACAAUUAAAAAUAUACAUAUUUUUUUAUUGGUCACGUUUCAGAAUGUUUUAUAUAAUUUUUUAUAUCUGCACUGCUUUACUGCUUCCUACUUGUUUUUUUUUAGAGUAAAUAUACAUUUUUUUCAUGAUUUGAAAUGUUUUAUAAUCGUUAUUAUUACUUAUACCGUGUUAUUGCUUUGUACUUGUUUUUUGGGAUAAAUAUAUUUUUCUUUUA
Molecule: messenger RNA, 10483 nt
Organism: Anoplophora glabripennis (Asian longhorned beetle)
Lineage: Eukaryota; Metazoa; Arthropoda; Insecta; Coleoptera; Cerambycidae
Gene: Vps13
Product: vacuolar protein sorting-associated protein 13
Exons: 41
Coding region: 328-10008 (3226 amino acids)
Biological process (GO): protein targeting to vacuole; protein retention in Golgi apparatus
Cellular component (GO): extrinsic component of membrane
Source: RefSeq, a predicted model, not a curated record